Penicillium olsonii is the source of this 3852-nucleotide messenger RNA. Lineage: Eukaryota; Fungi; Ascomycota; Eurotiomycetes; Eurotiales; Aspergillaceae. The record is from the annotation of a GenBank genome assembly.
AUGUCGACCGAACGAGUCGGAGAGUCCUCCGACUCCCUGUCUCGGCGGCGCCCUAAUUUCUCGACACGAACCGCCCAGGAGGAUGUGUCUCGCCUGGCACCUGGGGACUCGGCCCAUUCCACUUCAGAUGAGCGUACUAGACUGCUUCCAUGGCCCCCUACUCGAUGGGCCCGUCCCUAUGAGCCCAUGAACUCGACAGAACGAAGCGAGAACCUGCAGAAUUCCUCAACGUCAGAUUAUUUCCACGGGAUAUCUAGGUGGUGGAGUAGACGGGCCGAUGGUGCUCAGGAAGGAGAGCUUGGUGGAGAUGCGACUUCUCAACAUGUGCCUAUGCCUGCGGCAGGACCGCUUCGAGAUUCGAGUGCCGAUAAGAAGGACAAGAAUGGGCACCGCUCGAGAUCCUUUGAUGAACCGAAGAAGCUUGGAACAUUCUCAGGUGUCUUCGUGCCCACAACCUUGAAUGUACUGAGUAUUCUGAUGUUCCUUCGCUUCGGGUUCAUCCUGGGACAGGCUGGUGUCUUGGGUAUUCUAGGCCUUCUCGCUAUCUCUUAUACUAUCAACCUGGUGACGACGAUGUCUUUAUCUGCGAUUGCAACCAACGGAACAGUUCGAGGUGGCGGUGCCUACUACCUGAUCUCUCGAUCUCUAGGUCCCGAGUUCGGUGGCUCGAUUGGCAUUGUGUUUUAUCUGGGAUUAGUAUUCAACACUGGUAUGAACGCCGUUGGUUUGGUAGAUUGCUUCACCCAGAACUUUGGCACACAAUCGGGCGACUGGGCCAACUUCCUGCAGGAAGGCUUUUGGUGGCAGUAUCUGUGGGGAACCGUGAUUCUGAUACUCUGCACGGCCAUCUGCUUAGCAGGAAGCUCGAUAUUUGCCAGAGCAAGCAAUGGCCUGUUGGUCAUACUUUUGGUCGCCACGUUCAGCAUUCCACUUUCGGCGAUAUUCAUGAAGCCUUUCCCGGUUCCUCGCCAGGGUGUUGAGUUUACGGGACUUCGACUGAAAACUUUGGUGGACAACCUUCUACCUCACCUAACCAAAGGAGCUGCUGGGAGCCAAAUCAAAGGAAGAGAGAACUUCCAGGAUCUUUUUGGCAUCCUGUUCCCCGCCACGGGAGGCAUAUUCGCCGGUGCAAGCAUGUCUGGUGACCUCAAGAAUCCAAGCAAGGCCAUUCCCAAGGGUACACUCUCGGGAUUGGCAUUGACAUUUAUCUCCUAUGGGCUUGUCAUUCUCGCGAUGGCGGCCUCAGUUACUCGAGAAUCGUUCUACAAUAAUGUGAACGUUAUCCAAGUCGUCAACGCUUCUGAUAGUGUGAUUCUCCUUGGAGAAUUCGCGACAAGUUUCUUCUCUGCUUUGAUGGGCGUUAUUGGAUCUGCCAAACUCCUGCAAGCUAUUGCACGCGAUAGUCUCCUGCCUGGAAUCGGAAUGUUCGCGCAAGGAACGAAGAAGACCGACGACCCGGUCUAUGCGAUCAUUGUGACCUUCGUGUUCGCCCAAGUCACGAUGUUGUUUGAUAUCAAUCGCAUCGCUUCCUUUGUCACAAUGACUUACUUGAUGACCUUUUUGGUUACCAACCUUGCAUGUUUCCUGUUGAAGAUUGGCUCGGCGCCAAACUUUCGUCCGUCGUUCCACUACUUCAACUGGCAGACGGCUGCGGCAGGGACGUUGGUUAGCGGUGUCAGCAUGUUCUUUGUUGACGGGCUAUAUGCCACAGGAUGCGUGGGAAUCCUCGUCAUCCUGUUCUUGUUGAUUCAUUAUAGCUCGCCGCCCAAGCCUUGGGGCGAUGUUAGCCAGAGCUUGAUCUACCACCAAGUCCGAAAGUACUUACUUCGUCUGCGCCAGGAGCACGUCAAAUUCUGGCGGCCUCAAAUCCUGCUUUUCGUCAGCGAUUUGGAUAAGCAGUACAAGAUGGUCUCUUUCUGCAAUUCGCUAAAGAAAGGAGCGCUGUUUGUCCUGGCCCAUGUCCUCGUGACCGAUGAUUUCUCAGCUGCGGUUCCUGAAGCACGUCGCCAACAGACAGCGUGGACAAAGUUUGUCGAAUACUCCAAGAUCAAAGCCUUUGUGAACAUCUCUAUUUCUCCCGCCGCGGAGUGGGGGAUGAGGAACAUCGUUCUCAACUCUGGCCUGGGAGGUAUGCGACCGAACAUUGUUGUCAUCGACCAAUUCCGAGAGGAUCGAUCGCUCGUUGAGACAUGGUCUGCGCACAGUGGUCGUAGGGAUUCCAAGGGUCGGCGCGCCAGUACACGAACCGAGGAGCCGCAGCCUGGACCGCAGAAUCCACCCAUGAGCGGGCAAAGCUAUGUCACAAUCCUUGAAGAUCUAUUGUUCAAGCUGCGGAUCAACGUCGCCGUGGCAAAAGGAUUUGAGGAUUUAGAGCUGCCUGAUCCUCACGGUCGCCAUACCAAGAAAUACAUUGACCUGUGGCCUAUUCAGAUGUCCGCCGAGCUUGGGGCUGACCAUGAAAGCAAGCAAAAUGUGUUGACCACUAAUUUUGAUACAUACACCUUGAUCCUUCAGCUGGGCUGCAUCCUCAAUACAGUUCCGUCGUGGAAGAAGACAUACAAGAUUCGAGUUGCAGUCUUUGUGGAAUAUGAGACCGACGUCGAAGACGAAAGAGCGCGAGUUGAAGCCCUUCUCGAGAAACUACGCAUUGAGGCCGAAGUCCUCGUAUUCUGGCUUGCAUGCGGCGAUCUCCAGUCAUACCGUAUUAUCGUGAAUGGCGAUACGUCGGCAGCGUCGCCCAACGCGGAGGAGAAAGUUAAGUCGACCCUGCAAGGAGAGGAAUGGUGGCAGGGAGUCCUCCAAGCUCGCACUCAAGCCCACGAUCCACAAGAUUCCGACCGAGCCAGUGACAGCUUGCACUUGGACAAGUCGUAUAGCUGGCAAGGACCAUCGAGCCAGGACAGUGGAGCUAAAGCCUUACAUCACCGAGUUACUGGGCUGAGAAAAUUGAUCCAAUCUACUCGCCGCAGGCGAUCCGUUUCUAGCUUCCGGGCGUUGGGCGGCGUGAACCUUGGCAUGCAGACACACCGCUUGUUAGAUGCUUUCGUCAACUACGAUAGCUCGGACAGCUCGAGUGAAAGUGAAGACAGCGACUUGGAAGCCUACACCAGCGACCCAGAGCCGGAGGAUGGUGGCGAGGACCUAGCCAGCGCCCAGAAUGAGCCACUGCCGGUAUCUGGUCCUUCAAGGCUUCUUGGAAGAGCCAAGACCGAAGACUGCAGCCCUAGUGCCGAUUCACCAGGGAUCACGAGCUCUCGGGCUGAAGGGAUCGACCGUCCCGAGCCAAUCCCCUCGAUCAUUGAGACCGGUGAAGAUGCUUCUCCCAAGAGCAAACCCACCGUUCGCCGGCCGCCAAUCAAUCGCUCCCCUUCGAGUAACCGGUUUAGCUCUUCCCCGAUCCCCGAAGCCAAAGUGAAUGCCGAGGCGGAGGAGAACAAUGGUCCUUCCAUCAUGUUUGCCGCCCAGAACUCACCCCCUCGGUUCACUAACAAGCUGGAUUCGAUCUACGCGCGUCGCCCAUCUGCCGUGUCCCCUUCUUCGCCCAGCACCCACGGCAGCUCACAUGUACAUGCACAUGCACAAGCCACCGGAUACCCCGGUGUGGCCUCUGUGCCGCUGUCCUUCAAUGACCUCCCGAGUCGGGCGCAACAUUUGAUUUUGAACGAGCUGAUGGCACAGCAGAGUGGUGAGACAGCGGUUAUUUUCACCACCCUGCCGUCUCCCGUGGAGGGCACCUCGCUUAGUGCGGAGGACAGUGCGUCCUUCCUCAGUGACUUGGAAGUGCUGUGGCAAGAUCUGCCACCGUGUCUGCUGGUCCACAGCAACAGCAUGACUGUGACGAUGAACCUAUGA